GUGACGUUCAGUAAGCGUGCCAGUAUAAAUGUGCCUGAACUUCUUGGUGUAGUCUUGUAUACUAAGUGGCUCAAUUCUUUGGCAAGACGUGAGACUUAAAAUAAGCCCUAGCCUUUUCCAACAUUGACCUGGUUUAGUUGUCCGCGGGAAUCGGUGCUUGCCAUCGAGGAAAAAGAGAUGAAUUUCGAGCACUUAAUUGGGCUCAGAGGCGGUGACGUCUUUCAUUCUCUGCUAUCCACACCAAGUUUCCAGUUUAUACUCACUUAUCAUGAGCAAGGUGCUGGCCAUAUGGCGGAAGGAUAUGCCCAGGCAACUCGCAAGCCAGGAGUCGUGCUUGUAACGUCCGGUCCAGGCACGUCUAAUCUAGCGACUCCCAUGCUGAACGCGCUGCUGGGUGGGAAUCCAAUAGUGGUUAUCUGUGGCCAAGUUGCGACCACUGCACAAGGCAUAAAUACCUUUCAGGAAAUAGACAUUCAGGCCUUCGCCAAGCCAUGCACAAAAUGGCUUACUAUUGUAAACUUAAUUGAGGAGCUGCCCUUGUCCCUGGAUUAUGCCUUUGAGCAAGCUAUGUGCGGUCAGCAAGGACCAGUACUAGUAGCCAUCUCUAAAGAUAUCAGCUCGGCGAUUUUUAGCCGUAAAGUAUACAAAAAAGUUUUAGACUUUAUACCGCAAUAUCAUGAUAUUAUUAGCACCCACACUACAGAAAAUCUAGUAUCUGAUAAGACCACACAGAUUAUUUGCUGGUCAGCGCAGUUGAUCGGUCGUGUAGAACAACCGGUAAUCAUUGCAGGCCAUGGUAUUCUCAGCAGUCGUGAUAGGCUAGCACUACUUGCCCAAUUGUCAGUAAAAGCUCAUAUCCCCAUUGGUACCACACUUCUCGGUUCAGGAAGGAUAUAUAGAGCAGUAUAUAUAAACUAUACCGUACUUGAUGAACAUGCAGUUGCUGAUCCAGCAAGUUUCGCACUGAAGGCUCGAGCUGCAGAGAGAAUUAUUAAGGCCACCGGUGCGGUGUAUGGGGAUUUAACAGACACCCUACCCCUUCUAAUAUCAGAAAUCCGACAGCAAACCAAUCGGGUCUCCUGGUUGAGGCAAAUCCAAACGUGGAAGAAGAACAACCCGUUCCCGCAACUCAUGAAUAAGCAGCACGGCGAUGAUAAUAAAAUGCGAAUCUUGCCCCACCAAAUUGUGAGUGAGCUUAAUCGGCAGAUCCGGAUGCUGCCCACCAAGGCGAUCAUUACUACCGGGGUGGGUCAACACCAAAUGUGGGCUGCGCGGUGCUAUCGCUGGCGGUACCCGCGGACAUUCAUCACUUCGGGUAGCAUGGGCACGAUGGGAUUUGGUCUCGCCGCUGCCAUUGGAGCUCAACUGGGCCGCCCAGACUCGUUAGUAGUUGACCUGGAUGGAGAUGGUUCUUUUAACAUGACAAUGGAGGAGCUCCUGACAGCGUCACAACACGGGAUACCAAGAAUGAUCACGCAAUUCCAGCAAACCUACUACAAUGAUCAUUGUGCACAUGUGUAUCCUCAAAAUGCUGACUUUAUUCUUCUAGCGAAAAGUAUGGGUUGCUUGGGACGUCGGUGCAAAUCUCCAGAAGAUCUGAAGGAUAGAAUACAAUGGCUGCUAGAAGCUGCUGGGCCGGCUGUUCUGGAUGUUGAGCUCUACAGUGAACCUCCUAUGCUUCCCAUCGUACGAAUUGGGGCAUCUUUGGAUACCUUUUUGACAGAAGUAGAUUGA
Messenger RNA from Aspergillus alliaceus, 1734 nucleotides. RefSeq names its product thiamine pyrophosphate-binding protein. Bases 178 to 1734 code for a protein of 518 amino acids. Gene Ontology annotation, cellular component: acetolactate synthase complex; mitochondrion. Gene Ontology annotation, molecular function: flavin adenine dinucleotide binding; magnesium ion binding; thiamine pyrophosphate binding. Gene Ontology annotation, biological process: L-valine biosynthetic process. Lineage: Eukaryota; Fungi; Ascomycota; Eurotiomycetes; Eurotiales; Aspergillaceae. The record is from RefSeq and is a predicted model, not a curated record. The transcript is spliced from 6 exons.